Molecule: messenger RNA, 945 nt
Organism: Trypanosoma theileri
Lineage: Eukaryota; Euglenozoa; Kinetoplastea; Trypanosomatida; Trypanosomatidae
Exons: 1
Coding region: 1-945 (314 amino acids)
Molecular function (GO): protein binding
Source: RefSeq, a predicted model, not a curated record
AUGAUGCUCUUGCGUCACGUACUGAGUUUGUUGGUCCUCUCCUUCUGUUUUAUCUGUGGAUGUGUGGGAGCUGCUGCAGAAAGUGACGUUCUUCAGGAAACUGAAUCUACUGUCGAUUGCAGUGAUGGUUCCGAUGAGAGUAAUUGUCGUCGUGAAGAAAAACAACAUCUUGCUGCAAGUGAUCCACCUGAUAUUGGAACGUCUAGGGCUCCUGAUACUAACACUGAGUUGAACCAGGAGCUGAGUGAGCAAAUGGAGCAAAAAGAACAGGGGAGAAUGCAAGAAGGUGACAGAAUACCAGGUCGACCUGAAGGAAAUAAGGUUCAAGUCGAACCUAUCAUACCUAAUUCUUCUGGAAGAAGUACUACUGAAGAUAAUCAUGAGCUAGGAACAAAUACAAGUGAAGUUACUGACGGUUUAUUGCCUCAAGCUUCAGAAGCCCUCCACGAUCCCAAAUCUCCUUCUUCAUUGUCACCUACCAAUUCAGGUUCCACACAAGGAACAGGUGGUGGAGCUUCGCAUGUGGAGCCUGGCAAUAGUGAUCAUCCUCAGGAUGCAGGGAAUCAAGUGACUGACGACAGUAAACGAGAGAACCCGCAUACUACUGAUAACGAACUGAAGAAGAAGGAAAGACGCAGGACAAUGCGAAUAACUCGCACACCACUUCUUCUCCUUCUGAAACCAAUACAAAUAAUUCGGAACCUCAUCAACCAAGUCCUUCACAGGACCAGACACCCGUUACACAAGAUUCUCAAUCAAACACCAACACAAGGGAGUCCAAUAAUGCGGAACCCACGAACACUGACACUCCCAAUACACCCAAUAAUGAUGAAGAAUCAACCACCAUCACAACACUUCCUCCUGAACUCACAAACAACAAGAAGGGUGAUGCAGACAGCAGCAGCAGUAUCAGCAGUUCUGUGUGGGUGCGUAUACCACUACUGA